AUGGCUCAACUGACCGACCAGGUGGUCGAUCAGAUCGCCCAGCUCGAUGCCGCCCGCAAACUCGUCCUCGGCGACGCCGCCUUUUACCCGCAAAUCGUGAACGGCAUCCUCCCGAUCAUCGGAGCUCACUCGCGACUCGAAUUGCGAAGAUGGGGCGCCGAAUUUUUGGCAGAGACCUUUGCCAGCCCGGUGUUAGCUAUAGCGCAGAAGGAGCUGCUCGCGCCGAGCGUUCUGCAGACCGUUCGAGAGAUCCUGGAGCUGCCCGAGGCGGACGCAGCGGUCCUGCAGAGCUUGGUGCAGACUGCCACCAGUCUUUAUCCGCUAGUCUUUAGGCACAUUGUCAACCAUCCGGAAGACGGCCAGGCGUGGGAGACGAUGAAUGCCAUUAAACAAGACAUUCUGCGCAAAAUGGAUUCUUUCCAGUGCCCUAUCAAGGUCUGCUGUGUCAAAUUCCUUCAACGCGUGGUACAGGUUCAGACGCCCGGUUUGAUUUCAGACCCCAGACGUCCGGAACAAAACGAAACAUCACUGGCCAUUGUCCCUCGAACUCACGCUGUUCUGUCUAUCCCAAACCUGGAGGCCGAGUCAUCAGGUCUGCUUGACCGUCUGUUGGAUGUUUUCCAAGAAGAAACAAGUGACCCGCUUCUUGUCAACGCGACUCUAAACUGCCUCACCCCCCUCAUUCGCACGCGCCAGUCAAUCGCGAACAAAAUCGUCAAUGCGGUCUUGGACUUCUAUCCUGCAAGACAUGUUCGUCCGCCUCUUACCCCGACUGUCCGCGUCAGUGUCAAGUCGAUGGAACGAACAUCGCGGGCCUUGAUUGUCAACAUCUUGAAGAAGAACCCGAAUCAUCCUCUGGCGGGUAGGAUGCAAGUGUAUAUUGAGCGAUUAAUGCAGUCAAAGCUUGAGAUGACUGAUGAUGCUUCUCGGAAGCGCGGGCUACCUAAUGAGCCGAUAGACGGGCUUGACAGCGCCAAACGGGCACGUCUGGAUGCCAUGACUCCUCCGUUGCUCAAAAUUCCGCCCUUGCCACCAGGUCCCACCAGCUAUGAUCGACUUUUCACUUUGACACAAGAUGCCGGGCUUUCGUCUUUCGACGUGAAACAGCUUCCGCCCGAUCUAGUCGUGAAGAUUGCUGUUCCCCUCCUUGCACAAGUCAAUCCGUCCUUGCUUACGCAGGCCGUCGACGCGGUCCGCACACGAUAUCAAACUGUGACUAAGGAGCAAACCCGACAGCGGCAGCAGCAGCAGCAAGCAGCCGUGGCAGAUGAAGAUGAUGAUUACGAACCCGAAUACCAACCUAUGGACGUGGCCGAAAAUGUCGCGGAAGAAACCAAUGCUGUUGCAGCGGAAGUCGCAGACAUCGAGGCUGAUUUCGUAUCUUUGGGUCCAUUCAUCUUACCGCAACCGCCUCCAUUGAGUGAAACAGAGGCUGGGGAAGUCGGGCGGAGUGCCGUCGCGCGCGUGUUUGGCAUGCUGAAUGUCGCUGAAACAUCACCUGCGCCCGCCAAGGGCAAGAGCCAACAACAGCUUGGAUUUGCACGGCUUGCUGGGAGCACAUUUGAUCGCGACGCAUGGGUCGUGCUUCUGGCUCGACUGGCCACGCGCGCCCCAGCUGGUCUGGAGGGAGGUGGCCCGUCGGGCAAAGGUGCCACCAUUUCCGACUCGAUCCGAGAGACGUUGUAUCGAUACAUUCUGGAAGAUUUCCGCGCUCGACUCAGUAUUGGGAUCUCCUGGCUGAACGAAGAAUGGUAUAAUGACCGUGUCCAAAUGAAGUCUGCAGUCACGCAGCGUGCCGACGCCGAGGAAGAAUCGGAACCUACUCUACCCUUGCACUAUGACACCUGGGUGAUCCGGCUCCUCGAUGGACUUCUGCCCUACUUGGAUUCCCGCGAUAUCAAAGUGCUGGCCCGCUUUUUGAGCGAGAUUCCUGAGGUCACCAUCCCCAUCAUCCAGCGAGUGGCCAGUCUAGCGAAAGACCCGGAACGUGUCAACCUCUGCAUCCAGUCCCUGUUGUAUCUGAUUCUAUUUCGCUUACCGGCUCGAGAAAUGAGUUUGAACGCGUUAGAAGAUCUUUACCGGACAUAUGAGGAAGCACGCCCCGCGGCCGGCAAGGUCCUUGCCAAAUGGCGUCCCCAAGCGACAGAGCCACCGGCUGCUGCCACAAACGGGGCGCCCCCAGCACCAGAGAUGCAGUCUGGUGCGGCGUCAGGAUGA
Molecule: messenger RNA, 2217 nt
Organism: Penicillium alfredii
Lineage: Eukaryota; Fungi; Ascomycota; Eurotiomycetes; Eurotiales; Aspergillaceae
Product: RNA-processing protein PTA1
Exons: 8
Coding region: 1-2217 (738 amino acids)
Cellular component (GO): mRNA cleavage and polyadenylation specificity factor complex
Source: RefSeq, a predicted model, not a curated record